UCAAUUCUUUUCUUAUACCCACCCACCCACACCCACACCCACACCCAUAUCUCUCUCUCUUCUUCUCUUCUUAAACCCCUCAUUUUGGUUUUCAUAUUCUUCACAAGUUCCUCUUUUUCCACUCCCCAUCCACAAUUUUCCUCUCGCCCCAUAUGGGUUUUGAUGAUCUUUCUCCCACCGGCUUGGUCUUGGGGUUGGGGCUCUCCGAGGCCUCUCCCAAGCCAGCGCCUGAUCAACACAACCUCAUCAAAAAGCCAGCACCUUGCUCCAGCUCCCUUGAUUUUGACCCAUGUUUGACUUUGGGGUUCUCCGGCGAGAGUGCUUACCGGAAGAUUGACGAUCAUCAUUUGUAUCGCCAAGCUUCCCCUCAUAGCAGCGCUGUUUCUUCCUUCUCCGGCGGCGGCGGCGGCCGUAGGGUCAAGAGGGAGAGGGAUCUUAGCAGUGAAGAAGUUGACUUGGAGAGAGUUUCAUCGAGAAUCAGCGAUGAAGAUGAAGAUGGUUCCAAUACUAGGAAGAAACUUAGGCUCUCUAGAGAACAAUCCGCUCUCUUGGAAGAAAGCUUCAAACAAAACAGCACUCUCAACCCUAAACAAAAACAAGCCUUGGCCAGACAGCUAAAUCUGCGGCCACGACAAGUCGAAGUAUGGUUUCAAAACAGGAGAGCCCGAACGAAAUUGAAACAAACGGAAGUAGAUUGUGAAUUCUUGAAGAAGUGCUGCGAGACACUGACGGAUGAAAAUAGAAGACUGCAAAAGGAGCUUCAAGAACUCAAGGCGCUAAAGCUCGCCCAGCCUCUUUACAUGCACAUGCCCGCGGCGACGUUGACGAUGUGCCCGUCGUGCGAAAGGGUCGGUGGCGCUCGCGACGGGGCUUCCAAAGCCAAAUUUUCUAUGGCUCCCAAGCCUCACUUUUACAACCCCUUCUCUAAUCCUUCCGCGGCUUGUUAGAUUAAUAGUCUAGGCCAAUACAAGCUAGACAAAUACACCCACAUAAAAACUACAAGAAUAUAUAGUUUUUUUUUUCUUCUUCUUCAAAAGGCCGUAGGUAGAGUAGAAAUUAGAGAAAUUUAGUGUAAUUAACAUGUAGAAAAUUUCUAUUGAUCACUGAAGAUCAAAUUAUCAGUUCUUUUUUUUUGGGGAUGAUGAGAUAUGUGUAAAGGUUUAAAAUUCUAUCUAGAAAUGAAGAAAUUGAUGGGUACGUAUAUUAUUUUAAGAGAGUAUGAUGAUGAUGAGAUUUGUAGAGAAGAAAUUUGGUUUUAUGGAAUUUUUGGGGUGUAAAUUUUUUGAUGUGACGCAAUGUGGAUGGUGUGUUGGAUUGGAAAAUUAUUGGGUGGUGUUGGUGUAAGGCUUUCUAUCAAGCCCAUUGGCUGCCUACGUGUUACGCAAGGGAUGACAUUGAUAUGACUUUUGCUA
Molecule: messenger RNA, 1412 nt
Organism: Momordica charantia (bitter melon)
Lineage: Eukaryota; Viridiplantae; Streptophyta; Magnoliopsida; Cucurbitales; Cucurbitaceae
Product: homeobox-leucine zipper protein HAT22
Biological process (GO): regulation of DNA-templated transcription
Molecular function (GO): sequence-specific DNA binding; DNA-binding transcription factor activity, RNA polymerase II-specific
Source: RefSeq, a predicted model, not a curated record